AUGAAAACGUUCAAAAUGGCCGAAGAAAAUGACAGUUACCCCUUACACGAAGCUGUUUUUAAUAACGAUUUAAAAUCCCUGUCACGGUUAUUAAGGAAACACGAUGUAGGGGCUAAGGACAAACACGGGAACACCGCCCUACAUUUGGCUGUAAUGUUAGGGCGGAAAGAAUGUGUACAGCUACUCUUGAAACACGAUGCCCCUGUCAAGGUGAAAAAUGGCUUAGGGUGGACGGUUCUGGCGGAGGCGGUGAGCUACGGGAACAGACCCACAAUUUCGUCGCUCGUGCGGAAGUUCCGGCAGCAAUCCCGCGAGCAGAUGGAGGAGCGCCGGCCGAACUUAGUCGAGGCUUUAAAUAGGAUUAACGACUUCUAUAUGGAGCUAAAGUGGGAUUUUCAAUCAUGGGUGCCCCUUGUCUCCCGCAUCUUGCCCUCCGACAUCUGCAAAAUCUACAAAAGUGGCGCCAACAUCCGCCUUGACACGACCUUAGUCGACUUCUCCGACAUGCGGUGGGAGCGCGGUGAUAUUUCUUUUAUUUUUAACGGCAACGCCGAACCUAACGAAAGUUUGACCGUCCUUGACAAUAUAAUGAAAGUUUAUCAGAGAGUUCGCUACGAAGAGAGCGAAAUGGAGAUCGAGGAUGAAGUGGACUUGUUGAUGUCCACGGAUAUUCUGGCAGCUCAGAUCUCCACGAAGAGCAUCUCGUUUGCGCGGGCGCAAAGCGGGUGGAUAUUUCGCGAAGACAAAAAAGAAUUGGUGGCCGGGCAGUACGAAAGCGAGUUAUACACAGUGAACGGGUUGAUGUUGGAGAGUAGGAAACGGCGGGAGCACCUGUCUUCGGACGACUUACAGAAAAAUAAGGCGAUUUUGGAGAGUUUUACCAAAGGGGGGAAUUUGCAAAAUUUUGACCAGAAUGGAGUACCCGUCCGUAGAACGAGCUUAAUUCCUCCCCCAGAGAAAAACGUGACGUGGCAGCAGUACAUAAAUGCAAACCUUAACGAUUACCCGCGACUGGGGCGCGAUCUGGUGUACAAAGAAACGACAAAAGCGUUCAAGGCCACGAUUGCAAUGAGUUCCGAUUUUCCGUUAUCAGUGGAAAUGUUACUUAACGUCCUCGAGGUCAUCGCGCCCUUUAAACACUUCUCCAAACUGAGAGAUUUCAUCACUUUCAAGCUCCCCACCGGGUUUCCAGUGAAAGUAGAAAUCCCGAUCUUGCCCACCGUGACGGCGAAAAUCACAUUCCAGCAGUUUGAAUUCCGGAAUAACAUACCAAAAGAACUGUUUGAGACUCCCAAGCACUAUAAAGAGGACCCCACAAGAUUUCCAGAUUUAUGACGUCCUGAACUGUUCAACUCCUUCGAAAUCACCUACACAAAAAAACCAGUGUUCCUUUUACCAUAUGAUAGACGUCUCUUAGCCAAGGCGAAGUUUGUCGGUAAACUAAGAAAAUCAAAGGAUUCGAUGGGGGGCAACAGUGGUCCUACGGUGUGCGUCGAAGUACCUAUGUUAUUCACACUAGGCAGCAUCUACUCGACUAGUUGUCUAGUCUAUUUGGAAUAAAAUUACUUUAUUUUCACUGAA
Molecule: messenger RNA, 1581 nt
Organism: Zophobas morio
Lineage: Eukaryota; Metazoa; Arthropoda; Insecta; Coleoptera; Tenebrionidae
Product: ankyrin repeat domain-containing protein 13C
Exons: 8
Coding region: 1-1335 (444 amino acids)
Biological process (GO): protein retention in ER lumen
Cellular component (GO): cytoplasm
Molecular function (GO): signaling receptor binding
Source: RefSeq, a predicted model, not a curated record